AUGGAAAUCAAGUCAGACUCGCCCGGAAUGGAUAUUGAGAAAGCUGGGUUUAAUCAGCCUACGGAGCUCGAUAUUUCCAAGGCGGAAAUGUUCGAAACAAACAUACAGUUCGUGGAACAAGCAGGCACACAGCGAAACAUCAAGUCCCGCCAUGCUCAGAUGAUCGCAAUUGGCAGUGCCAUUGGUACAGGCUUCUUUCUCGGCACCGGUCAAGCGCUGUCAAUAGGUGGCCCUGGUUUUCUUCUAGUCGCCUAUUGCCUGACGUCCAUUCUCGUCUACGGUGUGACUACGGCUAUGAUUGAAAUGAGCACAUACUUGCCUGUAUCUGGAGCAUCCAUGUCUUACUUCGGGGGACGAUACGUCUCACCAUCUCUUGGAUUUGCUAUGGGCUGGCUAUACUUUUAUUCAUUCGCCAUCAUUGUCGCCUUUGAGCUGACUGCGGCAAGCAUUUUAAUCAACUACUGGCCGAAUGACGUGCAUAUCGCAGUGUGGAUUACGGUACUACUGGUCGUUGUUGUUGGUCUCAACUUUUUUCCUGUGGGUGUCUUUGCGGAAACAGAAUUCUGGUUUGCCGGAAUCAAAGUUGUCGUGAUUAUUGGUCUGUUAAUCCUGUCUCUUGUGAUUAUGCUCGGUGGAGGGCCGAACCAUGACCGUCUUGGAUUCCGCUAUUGGAAUGAGCCUGGUGCAGUGAAAACAUAUCUCCUGGACGGCACUUCCGGUCGUUUCACUGCAUUCCUAUAUGUCUGGGUUUUUUCCGGGUUUUCUUUUUACUUUGGUCCAGAGCUGAUGGUCUACACAUCUGGCGAGAUGCGCAACCCUCACAAGAAUCUAGCAAGUGCAUCACGUCGAUACUUCUACCGUCUUGUCUUUUUUUAUGUUCUUGGAUCUUUGGCAAUUGGCGUGACCUGCCGGUCAGAUGCUCAAGGUCUAACGUCUGGCACUAGCAACGCGAAUUCGUCUCCAUGGGUUAUCGCCAUUCGCAACGCGGGUAUACCGGCUUUGCCAUCCAUCAUCAAUGCAGGACUCCUGACUAGCGCAUGGUCGGCUGGAAACUCCUACCUUUUCAUGUCGAGUCGUGCAUUAUACUCUCUCGCACUGGCUGGCAAUGCUCCAAAGAUCUUUGCCAGGUGUAACCGGUAUGGAUUGCCUGUCUACGCUGUUAUUGCCAGCAGCUGUUUUGCGCCUUUGGCAUAUCUUGAUUGCAGCUCCCAGGCAGGUGUUGCAUUUAAUUGGUUUGUUAGCCUUACAAAUACGUCAGGGUAUAUUUCUUGGACUUUGUGCUGCCUUGUUUACUUCCGCUUCAGGAAAGCUGCAGAGCUACAGGGUGUCACCGCACCAUACAGCUCUCGCUUCCAGCCGUGGGCUGCGCGUAUCUGCUUCGUCGCCUUUGUUUGUUUACUUCUGUGCAAUGGCUUUACUGUUUUCUACCCCGGUCAGUUCACUGCUAGUGGCUUCUUGACCACAUAUUUGGGAAUACCCCUGUUUCUGGCUAUCUACUUUGGUCACAAGGUUACUGCUGGAAGAAACGAUCCUUGGAUGACCGGUUCAGCCGAGGUGGACUUGAUUACAGGCGUGGCUGAGGUGACUGCAGAUGCAGAGAUGUGGACCAGACUCGAACAAGCCGAGAAAGAGAACCAGAUUGCAAAGAGCAAAGUCUGGAAGACUGUGUCGUCUAUAUGGGAGUAA
Messenger RNA from Penicillium nucicola, 1686 nucleotides. RefSeq lists its product as uncharacterized. Gene Ontology annotation, cellular component: membrane. The transcript has a single exon. NCBI's taxonomy places the organism in Eukaryota, Fungi, Ascomycota, Eurotiomycetes, Eurotiales, Aspergillaceae. Gene Ontology annotation, molecular function: amino acid transmembrane transporter activity. The coding region runs from base 1 to 1686 and encodes 561 amino acids. The record is from RefSeq and is a predicted model, not a curated record. Gene Ontology annotation, biological process: amino acid transmembrane transport.